Messenger RNA from Teleopsis dalmanni, 436 nucleotides. Its product is annotated as 40S ribosomal protein S29. Lineage: Eukaryota; Metazoa; Arthropoda; Insecta; Diptera; Diopsidae. Gene Ontology annotation, cellular component: ribosome; cytosolic small ribosomal subunit. Gene Ontology annotation, biological process: translation. Bases 48 to 218 code for a protein of 56 amino acids. Gene Ontology annotation, molecular function: zinc ion binding; structural constituent of ribosome. The record is from RefSeq and is a predicted model, not a curated record. The transcript has 3 exons.
UCGGCCAUGUUGUCUUUCUUUCUGUUUUUUGAAGUGAAGUAGCCAACAUGGGUUUCGCAAAUCUUUGGUACUCGCAUCCAAGAAAAUACGGCCAAGGUUCCAGAUGCUGCCGCGCCUGUUCUAACCGUCAUGGUCUUAUCCGGAAAUAUGGCUUGAACAUUUGCCGUCAAUGCUUCAGAGAAUACGCCAAUGAUAUUGGUUUCAAGAAGCUGGAUUAAUUUGCAACUGACCACAAAACAAUAGUUUAAAUGUUCGCAGCGAUGUAAAUAUAUAUGUUGCUGCAACUAUAAUUUAAAAAAAAUCACAAUUAUCACCUGCAGAUUAAAUACUAGAAAGUAUACAAAUAUUUUAACAUUCGCACUACUUAUGAAGUGGGAAGGAAACUGUAUAUUAUUUACCACCUACAGGUGAUAAUAAAUUUUAAUUACAUAAAAUA